CUCUUGAAGCGACCCCCCCCCCCUCCCCGGCAUGGAUGUGGCCAACAACACUACCUCCCCAGAACGCACCCCCGAGGGAGAAAGCGGCCCCGACCUCGCCGAGGUGACCCUGGGCUACCAGCUGCUCACCUCCCUGCUCCUGGGCACGCUCAUCCUGUGCGCCGUAAGCGGCAAUGCCUGCGUGAUAGCGGCCAUCGCCCUGGAGCGCUCCCUGCAAACCGUGGCCAACUAUCUCAUCGGCUCGCUGGCCGUCACCGACCUCAUGGUGUCCGUGCUGGUGCUGCCCAUGGCAGCCCUCUACCAGGUGCUGAACAAGUGGACUCUGGGACAGGUCAUCUGCGAUAUCUUCAUCUCGCUGGACGUACUGUGCUGCACCUCUUCCAUCCUGCACCUGUGCGCCAUCGCCUUGGACCGGUACUGGGCCAUCACAGACCCCAUCGACUAUGUCAACAAGCGGACUCCCCGCCGGGCCGCCGUGCUCAUCAGCCUGACCUGGCUCAUCGGCUUCUUGAUAUCCAUCCCGCCAAUGCUGGGCUGGAGAACGCCCGAGGACCGCUCAAACCCCGACGCCUGCACCAUCAGCAAGGACCACGGGUACACCAUCUACUCCACCUUCGGCGCCUUCUACAUCCCGCUGCUCCUCAUGCUGGUGCUCUACGGCCGCAUUUUCAAGGCGGCCCGCUUCAGGAUCCGCAAGACGGUCAAGAAAGCGGAGAAGAAGAAAAUCGCCGACACUUGCCUCACCCUCUCCCCGUCCGCCUUGCAGAAAAAAAGCAACGGGGAGCCCGGCAAGGGCUGGCGUCGGACUGUGGAGCCCCGGAGCAGUGCCUGUGUCAACGGCGCCGUGCGACAGGGCGAGGAUGGGGCGGCCCUGGAGGUCAUAGAGAUUCAGCGCUGCAGCAGCUCCUCCAAGAUUCACUUGCCGCUGCCCAGCGAAGCGUGCGGCUCCCCGCCGCCUCCCUCCUUCGAGAGGCGCAACGAGAAGAACACGGAAGCCAAGCGGAGGAUGGCUCUGUCCCGGGAGAGGAAGACUGUCAAGACCCUGGGCAUCAUUAUGGGCACCUUCAUCCUCUGCUGGCUGCCGUUCUUCAUCGUGGCGUUGGUCCUGCCCUUUUGUGACAGUAAGUGCUACAUGCCCGAGUGGCUGGGGGCAGUCAUCAACUGGCUGGGCUAUUCCAACUCCCUCCUUAACCCCAUCAUCUAUGCCUAUUUCAACAAAGACUUCCAAAGUGCUUUUAAGAAAAUUAUCAAGUGCAAAUUUUGCCGGCAGUGAAGCCCGCCGCUCCGGGACGGGGCUCCCGCCCCGGCACCAUCC
Tympanuchus pallidicinctus (lesser prairie-chicken) is the source of this 1315-nucleotide messenger RNA. RefSeq names its product 5-hydroxytryptamine receptor 1A (gene HTR1A). Gene Ontology annotation, molecular function: G protein-coupled serotonin receptor activity. Bases 32 to 1273 code for a protein of 413 amino acids. The transcript has a single exon. The record is from RefSeq and is a predicted model, not a curated record. Gene Ontology annotation, cellular component: plasma membrane. Gene Ontology annotation, biological process: regulation of hormone secretion; adenylate cyclase-activating adrenergic receptor signaling pathway; regulation of behavior. NCBI's taxonomy places the organism in Eukaryota, Metazoa, Chordata, Aves, Galliformes, Phasianidae.